AAGAGGAUUUACACAGGCACACAUGUACAGAUGAAACCGUUUUAAAAUGCAAAUUUUCGAUUUAGGUUUCAUUUUCUCUCGCAUGAAAAUUUGAAUUUUACGGAUAGACAUUGAUGAGUAAGUAUUUCACGUAUUAAGAUGUUUAUUCGAAAUCGGUGAGUUUGUGUUUCGUGUUGUGUUCAACUAAUCGAAUUCAUAAAAUAAAUAAGAACAUUGGCGAAAUUUGCUUCGCGAUAUUAUAAACGAGAAUUGACAGCAAUUUCUUCAUGGAUUUGAAAAAAACCCUAAUACGAUCGGAACCAGUCUGCGGCACGGGCCUGAUACACUUCAGCGUUUACUACGCCGAGCACAUCUGUCCUUACUUGCAUUCCACCUGGGACGUGAUCGGAUCAACGCUCAAUAUAUUCAACAUCAUCGUAUUCACGAGGAAAUCCAUGAUUUGUCGAAUAGUCUGAUUUUCGCUAAUUUAGCCAUCGUCGAUUUAGCCACCAUUCUAGCCUACAUGCCACGUUCGUGGCAAGAAUCAACCAGGCAGAAGAUGUACUCGGUGAAGGAGCAAAGGGUAUACGAAUGGGAACUGAUAUCACUUUUUUCUUGGCAUACGGCAGCAACCUUCCACCAAAUAUCAAUCUGGCUAACCAUCAUGUUGGCGGUUUGGCGUUACAUAGCUAUCGCACAUCCUUUGAAGGAACGCCAAUGGUGCAGUUUGAAAACCACCAAGAUUUUCAUAGCUGCAGGAUAUGUUGUGUAUCCUGUAGUUUGGAUACCUACUUAUUUCUUAUUCAGAGUCGCGACGAUAGAUACGUUACUGGAUAACGAUGGGAAUCUGACCUCGAAUCGGACUAUCGGUAUCCCUUCCACGAUUUUCCAGAUGCAAGAGAUCGAAGCGAGCUCAGCUAUUGUUGUAUUGGUGAAUGCGUUCUAUGCGUUGGUACCGAAAUUGGGACCGAUAGUUGUCCUAUCUGUUUACAGUUACAAAUUAAUCGUAGCUCUGCUGCAAGCGAAGAACCGUCGCCAAGAAUUAAACGCAAGCAUGCAUAAAAGCAACGCAACAAACACGAAGAAUAAUCAAUCCACAGAUCGGACAACAAAAAUGAUAUUAGUAGUAUUAGGCUUAUUUUUUAUAGCUGAAAUGCCACAUGCAUGUAGUUGCAUAUUGACAGCCAUGUACGGUUACUCGUUCUACUUGGGAUGUUACGUAUUCGUGGUGGAAAUAUUUAAUUUUUUGACGUUAUUCUGCAUGUCGGUUAAUUUUCUAGUUUAUUAUAUAAUGAGCCAACAAUUUCGAAACACUUUUCACCAAUUGUUCAAAUGUAAUAAGGCAUCUUCUGCUCAGCAAAACCCAGGCUCGACUUUAUCACAGAAUCGAACAUCAUACAAUACGAGUACUUCGACUCGAUCGAAUAUCACAAUGCUCAGUUCGACUCCAUCAUCGAGUACUACGACCCUCUAAUAAUAAGUAGGUAUACUCAUAGGUAAAUAAGCAAUGUUUAAUUUCACAGAUGUGGCUCAUAUAAAAUUUUUCAUCCA
This is a messenger RNA of Planococcus citri (citrus mealybug), 1530 nucleotides long. Its product is annotated as sex peptide receptor-like. The record is from RefSeq and is a predicted model, not a curated record. The coding region runs from base 503 to 1453 and encodes 316 amino acids. Gene Ontology annotation, molecular function: G protein-coupled peptide receptor activity. Gene Ontology annotation, biological process: G protein-coupled receptor signaling pathway. Gene Ontology annotation, cellular component: plasma membrane. NCBI's taxonomy places the organism in Eukaryota, Metazoa, Arthropoda, Insecta, Hemiptera, Pseudococcidae. The transcript is spliced from 3 exons.